ACGUUACGAUCCAAUUGUGUUGGCGCCAUCCAAAACUAUGAGUACGAUCACUGUUGCAGUCCGUAGAAUUUCAUACUAACAUUGUGAUUACAGUGGAGUCGUUUGAUUUUGACAGGCGCUUGAGUACGCAUGUUGUGUCCUCGGUGCGAUGACGGAGGUACGUGAAGAGUUGACGGGGGAGCCCUUCGACCAAAAUAUUAGCGUCUACGUGAACGCCAAGAUGGAAGCAUUUUGCACCGACCUCAUAUUUCCUUUCGGGAUUCCAGCUAACGGCCUUAUUUCAUUGUUCGUGGGUGACUUUUCGGCUUCGUACACCCCAGAAGCCUGUGAGCAUCCGGAAGCGGCUGAUAAAGUCAUCAAACAGAAACUGGUUGUGCUUUGUCGACCAUACCAGGGUAAGCCCACAUGUGUCGCGGUGCCCCGUUUAGUGUCGAACGAAGGCGAAAAUGUUGUGGAAGAGUCGCACGAAAGCACCGUUCCCUCGCAAGACAUUAUGGAAACCGUAUGGAAGGAAGCAAAGUCCACAAGUGAUAGAAUGACAAUCAGCGCGGCUCACUUGAAACUACCCAGCACUGAGCUUGACGAAAACGACCGUGCUUCUGAAGUGGAUUUUGAAGAGUUCACUGUUGGCUCUCCGGUUCCGAGUGUAGAUGAUGGUGAUGUGUCCGUGUCACGGUCUGAGUCCCCAGUUGACCCCGAACUGCCGCAUAUUAUUGACCGCUCUGCGCCAGCUUUUCACUUAUUCUCUACUUCAGACGAGUCCGGAGACGAUUCGCCUUGCGUGAAGAAGCGAAGAAGUCUCUUCAGAAGAGGAGCUGCAGCAGUGCGGAGCUCUGCGAAAUCCUCCGAUGACGAGCCAGUGGGUGACUACGAUGUGGACGAGUUUGUUUGUGGCAUCUGUGACAAGAGCUUUCGAACGCGGCAACCUUGUCAGCGCCAUGUAUGGGGGCAUCUCAAUCCACCAGAGAGUGCCAAGUGCUUCAAGUGUCCAGCAUGCAGCAAGGCUUUUACCACCAGUUGGGCACAGAAGUACCAUUACAAGAUGAAGCACGUUGGGGGCCGGCACAUGUGCUCACAGUGUGAUGCAUCUUUUGAAAGUGAUGUAGCGCUCUCUCUUCACAUUCGUCGUGCGCACACUGGCUGCACCAAGAUUCAUACAUGCGAGUACUGCCUACACAUGUUCCAGCGGCAGUAUGCUUAUAGCAUACACGUGGGUAAGAAGCACCAAGACGGUGCAUUUGAGAUGCUAAGCCGCACCCCUGGACUUGAGCUUCACUGUUCGCAUUGCUCCAGCUUCACCACAUCGUCUGACAUGGUACUCACUCAGCACCUACAGAGUGUGCACCCUGAGGCCAAGACAUUUGGUUGCACAAUGUGCUCGCUCAUAUUCCAGGAGGAAAAAGACCGAGAGGAGCAUGAGUGGGCUUGGCAUACUCUUAAGCUGGACCACCAUGGCAAUCAACUUGUCUACCGCUGUCACUUCUGUGACAAGCGCAUCACCACGCUGCCCAGCUUCUCCUCUCACCUUCAGCUUCACUUGGGUGUGCGCAAAAAGUUGUUCUUGUGCCCCACCUGUGGUCAACAGCUUGCCACUGCUGCCACACUCAAGGUCCAUAUGACGUUGCACGAUGACAAACCGUGGCUUCAAUGCCCACAUUGCUCCCGUCAAUUCCGUAACCGCAUAUAUAUGCGCAAGCAUAUAUGGCGGUUCCACAAUGCACGGCUAUGCUGUACCUGUUCACACUGUGGUAAAAAAUUUAUAACUGCCCAAGAAGUUCACAAGCACCUAGCAGCCAUGCACAUUAAUGACCUCUCACCUGAUGAAUUGGCUCUGGUUGCUAAGCUGAAAAAGUACCCGUGUGAGCUGUGCCCAUUUGUGGCAUACAGUUACAGGGGUUUGAGGGUGCACAUGUCAGAUCACCCAGAGGCACAGUGGCUCAAAUGCAGCCGAUGCUCGCACUAUUACCCGGAUGAGGCAAAGCUGCUUGCUCAUGAAGCACGGGCGCACAAGACAGGUGAAAUGGUGAAGUGUCCUUGUCCACUCUGUCCACGAGUAUUCUACUCAAAUGCCUCAUUUGACGAACACACUCAGUUACAUGCAAAUGGUAAUGGCAUAAAGUGCGUGCAAUGCAACAUGUUGUUUAGAACAGCUCCGGAACUGGAACGGCACACAGAGCGCCAUGGACCAACCAUUGCUCAAACAUGUGAAGACUGUGGACGCACGUUUGUCUCCGUAAGGAGCCUGCAGAUGCAUCGGCGGUUUUCACACCCGAAGUGCGGAAAACGGCAGUUGCCUAGUGUGAAAAGCCACAGCACCAGCCAUCAGUGCCCACAAUGCGAGCAACAGUUCCAGUUUGCCAGUGGCCUGCAGGCACACACAGUUUACAGGCAUGACUAUGCAAACUCUUCCAGUGAGAGCAAGUUGCCUUGCCCCAUUUGCGGAAGGAUAUGCAGCUCGCAGGUCGCCAUGUCGGUGCACUUGCGGAUCCACCUCAACGAGCAGCCAUAUAUAUGUGAGCUCUGUGACAAGAGGUUCACUACCUUUGGAGCAGCCAAGGCACACAGUACUCGCCACUUGACCAUGAAGAACUUUCAGUGCAACAUAUGCAGCAAGCAGUUCUUGCAGCAUAAAAAACUUGUUGAACACAUCCACACGGCACACCCCAUGCAAUCCGAAACAGAACCGUCUGUCUGUUCUGAUGCUGGCCAGCUGGAAAUGGUUGUGGAGGAAACAGUGGUAGAGACAUUAGGUCAUUUUGUUGACAGUGCUCAUAGUUCAAUGCCACAGUUAUAUCUGUGAAAGGUUGGGACAUGAAUAUUUGUGAGCAUGCCUUGCCGUGCAGACUUCACAAUGAGACACACAGCCUGUGUAAUGGAGGCAUUGCGAUAUGAUAGUUUCUAGGGAAAGGCACAUGAAUGAGUACAAAAGGCCCAUUCUCACGGUUGUUUGGAAGUCUCUCAAGCGCUGUUUGAGCCAGACAGGAGCAGUCUGCAAUGCCAUCCUUAAAAUUAACACAAGUGACUUUACAUCUGUGGGCAGCUUUGUCCACUGUUGUGCAAGCAUGUGAGCUGCCCGCUUCACUUCAGUGAGCGAUGCCUGGUAGCGGUUUCAGUGCUUGAGAUAUUCUGCACAAGAGCAUGCAUGUCCUAACAUAUGUAGAGACCUGGACACUUUGCUAUUUGUGGUGACGUUGGUGACUGUCAAUGGGAAGGCUUUUGUUUGUCAGGUUUGCACAUGGUCCAAUGUCACUGUCUCAGUGCACCUCAGGUCAGUGGAAACAUGCACGGGGGCUGGUAAUAAAUGCAUCCGAUUUUUCAUGUCACUAAGUAUUAAGAAAGUACAUCAGCUUUCACUGAUUUUAAAUAAUGUCAACACCCAAUAAAGUGACUAUGUAGAGCACGUACUAAUCGAUAGCAUAAGGGUUCAAAUGUACAUCUAGCCCUUUCGCUGAAUUUCUGGUUUUGCCAUGGCUUCUCAAAUGGCAGUAAUGCAAAGAAUGCUAUCUGGAAUGCUCAUUAAGCAUGCACCAUUUGUUCGAAAGGAUCAUGUGGGCGUUAUCAGUGCAUGCUUUUUUUUUGGGGAGAAAUGAAGCUUAUCAAUGCUGCCAGACAUGGAAAGCAGUUCUGCAUGUCUACUAGGCUACGCAUGCCCAUAUUCACACACUCUUGGACCCGGUAGCUGCUGCCAGGUGUCACCCCACAGAGCAGAGAGAGCGGCUCGCAUGCUCUGCAUGGCAGUGUGUGGGACUGUACUUGGCACCCAAGGUAUGCAAGAUACCCAUUGUCUAGUCCAGCCAACACACACAGAGAGUAGCUCCAGCCUCUUCAGAGCAACUCUGUGGUAAUUUUUUGCAGAUUUAAUGCCAUAUUGGGGACCCGGUGUCUGAAUACUGAGACUGUCUGUAGGUGAGGAACCACUUGUACUUGAGAGCAUUAGUAAUGAAUUCGGCAUAUAUGCUGAUGAAGCAGUAUUUUAAAUGUUUACGGAGCUUCAGAACAUUAACAUUAUUACUUUUUUUAACUUGGUAAAUGAGAAAACCCACUUGUUGCAUGAUGUCAUCAACAUGCAAGUAAAAAAUUGAUCUCCACAAGUGCAUGCACCUUCAGAAGUACAGCGCUGCUCAAAAGAUACUCCUUUGCACUGGCCAUUUCAAAUCCAUACCAUCAUCCAUGUUGCGUGCUAAUGUAAACUUAUGAUAUUUGACUGUUCAUUACAUUCUUUCAAACAUUUUAACAUGACAGUAAAGUGAACGAAAGCAAGAGCAGAGUGUGGGGGGUUGUAAGUUUGGGCUGAUAUGUUAUGACAAAACAAACUGAUUUUGGCAAGUUGCAUAUCAAAAACAGGUCAUAACCAGGUAAAUGUGUAAGCUAACGCAAAAUCAAAAAUGCAACAUGAUGACUUGCUGCUAGAUAAUGCAUUGCUCGUACCAUUGGAGGACUGUAACUUUCCAUCUGUUAGGGAUUAUGAAAGGACAUGAAAAGCCAUGACAUUCCAAAGCAUUUGCAGCCCUCAUUGCUAAGCUGAUGUAUACCCAUAAAAAACAAUGCAAGAGUGUUCCAAGGCCUGUUCGGGAAGUAAAGGCUGCAAACUAUCAGGUUUUGCUGCACACUUUCUUGCAACAGAAGUGCUGUUCCUGAUUUCAAAGUCAAAGGUAGAGUUUCUGAGCUCAGGUCAGAUAUCUUUUCUUUGACAUUUUUUUUUUUAACCAGUUGGUCGUAUGUUAUAUUGUUCAAGUGUCAAGCUCAGCAUUUUGUUGCGUCUUGUGAAGACAUGCGCAAAGGUAGCAGCAGCUACUUAUUGUGUGAUCUACGAAAACUUCAGUGUCUUGGCAAUUCAUGCUUUGUUUUGUUUUGACCAUUAUUUGUGCUUUUCACUCCCAUGAUGUCAUGCCUGCAUUGUAGUAGUGCUUGUAUCUAGCACGAGUUUAGAGCCUUCAAGCUUGUAGAUUACAUUUGCAGGAUGUAGAACAACCAAUGUCACUUUUUAUGUACAGGCACUCUUCCAUUUGGAUGAUAGUGUGGCUCUCUAAAGGAUUCUUUUUUGCUGUGAUAGGCUUAUAAGUAGGGGUGUGCGAAUAUUCGAAAUUUCGAAUAUUUUUCGAAUAGUGUUUGCUAUUCGAUUCGAUUCGCACUGAAAUUUUACUAUUCGAACUAUUCGAACUUCAACAAAAACAAAUACAGUCAACGUCCGAUUGAAAGUGACCCCUUCAGAGUUUCAAUAUGCUUCACCUCAUUACACUCUCGUAUUGCGGCAAAGCUACCUUUCAAGCUCCGUUGCGGUCGAACUUAGCCAAGAGACAGUCAACGUCCGAUUGAAAGUGGUCCCUAGAUUUUCAAUGUGUUUCACCUCAUCACACCCCCGUAUUGCGGCAAAGCUACCUUUCAAGCUCCGUUACGGUCGAACUUUGCCAAGAGACAGUCAACGUCCGAUUAAAAGUGGUCCCCAAUUUUCAAUAUGCUUCAC
This is a messenger RNA of Rhipicephalus sanguineus (brown dog tick), 5464 nucleotides long. RefSeq names its product zinc finger protein 595. The transcript is spliced from 4 exons. The record is from RefSeq and is a predicted model, not a curated record. The coding region runs from base 149 to 2800 and encodes 883 amino acids. NCBI's taxonomy places the organism in Eukaryota, Metazoa, Arthropoda, Arachnida, Ixodida, Ixodidae.